Molecule: messenger RNA, 2060 nt
Organism: Pelodiscus sinensis (Chinese soft-shelled turtle)
Lineage: Eukaryota; Metazoa; Chordata; Testudines; Trionychidae
Source: RefSeq, a predicted model, not a curated record
AAGAGUUUUUUUUGACUGUCAAAGAAGGUGAAACCAUUAUUUCAGGACCGUGCCGAAGUGCUACUGGUUAGUGACUUCAGUGUCUUUUAAACAGCAAACAGUGCAGAUCUGAAAUUGACAGAUGUAACUUUGCACUUUACUGACUGUUUAAAACAGUGAACUGGACCGCUGGCUACUGGUACACCUGCAAUAUGUCUACUGGUGAAAAUACUUUGCUGCUAUCCCUGAUUAUUGCCGCUUGUUUCACAACCCUAACAGCUAAUGGACAAAAGGCUCCACACCCAGAAGUGGUUACUAAAUAUGGGAAACUGCGAGGACAGCAAAUCAAAGUUGAUGGAGCUGAAAGAUCUGUAAAGGUUUUUCUGGGAAUACCUUUUGCAAAGCCACCUGUUGGACCGUUGCGAUUUUCCCCACCGGAACCAGCUGAGCCAUGGAAGGGCCUCAGAGAUGCAACUUUCUACCCACCCAUGUGCCUACAGGAUCCAGUGGCUGGGCAGCAGCUAUCUGACGCAUUUACUAACAGAAAAGAAAAACUUCCUUUCCGAGUUUCUGAAGACUGUUUGUUUUUAAACGUGUACACACCUGCCAGUUCGGACACAGACAUGUUACCUGUUAUGGUAUGGAUCCAUGGAGGUGGAUUAGUGAUUGGUGCAGCUUCAACAUAUGAUGGGUCAGCACUGACAGCCUUUGAAAAUGUGGUGGUUGUAACAAUUCAGUACAGACUAGGGAUCCUUGGAUAUUUUAGUUCUGGUGAUGAACAUGCUCGUGGAAACUGGGGCUAUUUGGAUCAAGUGGCAGCUCUUCAGUGGAUUCAAGAAAAUAUUGAGUAUUUUGGAGGAGAUCCAGGAUCUGUCACUAUAUUUGGCGAGUCCGCGGGAGGAGUCAGCGUUUCUGCCCUUGUCUUAUCUCCUCUGGCAAAGGGCUUGUUCCAUAAGGCCAUCUCAGAGAGUGGAGUUGCAAUCAAGGCUUUGUUUACCGCUCAUCCUGAAGCACAAGCUAAUAAAAUUGCUAGGGUAUCUGGCUGUCAAUCAACCAGCUCUGCUGCAAUGGUUCAUUGUCUAAGGGAAAAGACAGAAGAAGAGAUGAUGGAAAUAACACUAAAGAUGGAAUACACAAGAUUACCCUUGAAUGCUUCUUCUGGAGACUCUGAAAUGUCCAUGUUUAUCUCUGCAGUUAUGGAUGGUGUAUUUCUUCCCAAAAGCCCUGAGGAGCUACUCGCUGAAAAAAAAAUUAAUGCAGUCCCAUAUAUAAUAGGAGUAAAUAACAAUGAAUUCGGAUGGUUACUUCCUAAUAUGGUGAAAUUUCCUGCUUUCAUGGAAGGUUUGGAUAAAGAAACAGUAAAAGCACUGCUCCUCAGCUCGGAGUUCUUUACAAGCAAUAUAGAGGAACCUACUCAGCUACGAGAUGGGCUUUUUGAAUUGCUGGGAGAUGUAGUAUUUGUUGUUCUAAGCAUUCAAACAGCUAGAUAUCACAGAGAUUCUGGCAACCCUGUCUAUGUUUAUGAGUUUCAUCAUCAAUCAAGUUCAUAUAAAGGUGUUAGACCAGACUUUGUAAAAGCAGAUCAUGGCGACGAAAUUGGUUAUGUCUUUGGAAAGCCCUUCUUAGCUGGUGAUGCUACAGAAGAAGAGAGUAAACUCAGCAGAACAGUCAUGCAAUACUGGGCUAACUUUGCUCGAAAAGGCAAUCCUAAUGGUGAAGGUUUGGUGAACUGGCCAGUGUAUAAGCGGGAUGAACAAUACCUUAUAAUAAACUUGGUGCAGAAAGCAGCAACGAAACUGAAAGAGAACAGAGUGAAGUUCUGGACAAAGACCCUGCCUAAAAAGAUGGCUGAAGGGAAGAGAGAACGCACAGAGUUAUAAACUGAGAAGCAUGUGGGUCGCUUUUAUUACAGUUACAGUUGCCAGAUACCUUCACAGAAAAUCCCGAACAGGCUGGGAAAAAUUGGUUGAGCAAAAAAGAGGUCACUGUGCCUUUAAAUUACCACAGUCCUCGCUCCCCCCACCCUCGCAGAUGCUGCCGGCCUUCCAUCUGAGGAAAAUAGAAAAUACCAGACAUGUAAA